Papaver somniferum (opium poppy) is the source of this 368-nucleotide messenger RNA. Its product is annotated as 60S ribosomal protein L36-1-like. Gene Ontology annotation, biological process: cytoplasmic translation. The record is from RefSeq and is a predicted model, not a curated record. Gene Ontology annotation, molecular function: structural constituent of ribosome. Bases 1 to 282 code for a protein of 93 amino acids. Gene Ontology annotation, cellular component: ribosome; cytosolic large ribosomal subunit. Lineage: Eukaryota; Viridiplantae; Streptophyta; Magnoliopsida; Ranunculales; Papaveraceae. The transcript has 3 exons.
AUGGCACCCACAGUGCCCAAGAGUGGGCUCUUUGCUGGUUUAAACAAAGGUCAUAUUAUCACUACUAGAGAACUUGCUACUCGCCCUUCCGCCAGAAAAAGGAAGACCAACAAGAGAGUUCUUUUUGUUAGGAGUUUGACUAGGGAAGUUGCUGAAUUUCCUCCUUAUGAGAAGAGAAUUACUGAGCUCCUUAAAGUUGGAAAGGACAAGCGUGCUCUUAAGGUGGCUAAGCGAAAGUUGGGUACCCACAAGAUGAGGCACUGCAGUUAUUCAAAGAAAUAAUAAUCAAAAGCAUUGCGAGAUAACUGAGACGAAUUGUCCUUCUGUAGACUUGGUUGAGGCGUUUAUCAAGAUAAUAGAGGAGAAGG